Molecule: messenger RNA, 1185 nt
Organism: Procambarus clarkii (red swamp crayfish)
Lineage: Eukaryota; Metazoa; Arthropoda; Malacostraca; Decapoda; Cambaridae
Product: splicing factor 1-like
Source: RefSeq, a predicted model, not a curated record
AUGGCAACACAACCCUGGUACCCUGCCGUCAUGGCAACACAACCCUGCCAUCAUGGCAACACAACCCUGGCAACCCUGCCAUCAUGGCAACACAACCCUGCCAUCAUGGCAACACAACCCUGGCACCCCUGCCAUCAUGGCAACACGACCCUGGCAACCCUGCCAUCAUGGCAACACGACCCUGCCAUCAUGGCAACACGACCCUGGCACCCCUGCCAUCAUGGCAACACAACCCUGGCACCCCUGCCAUCAUGGCAACACAACCCUGCCAUCAUGGCAACACGACCCUGGCACCCCUGCCAUCAUGGCAACACAACCCUGGCAACCCUGCCAUCAUGGCAACACAACCCUGGCAACCCUGCCAUCAUGGCAACACAACCCUGCCAUCAUGGCAACACAACCCUGGCACCCCUGCCAUCAUGGCAACACGACCCUGGCAACCCUGCCAUCAUGGCAACACGACCCUGCCAUCAUGGCAACACGACCCUGGCACCCCUACCAUCAUGGCAACACAACCCUGGCACCCCUGCCAUCAUGGCAACACAACCCUGGCACUCCUGCCAUCAUGGCAACACGACCCUGCCAUCAUGGCAACACGACCCUGGCACCCCUGCCAUCAUGGGAACACAACCCUGGCACCCCUGCCAUCAUGGCAACACAACCCUGCCAUCAUGGCAACACGACCCUGGCACCCCUGCCAUCAUGGCAACACAACCCUGGCAACCCUGCCAUCAUGGCAACACAACCCUGGCAACCCUGCCAUCAUGGCAACAUAACCCUGCCAUCAUGGCAACACGACCCUGGCACCCCUGCCAUCAUGGCAACACGACCCUGGCACCCCUGCCAUCAUGGCAACACGACCCUGCCAUCAUGGCAACACGACCCUGGCACCCCUGCCAUCAUGGCAACACAACCCUGGCAACCCUGCCAUCAUGGCAACACAACCCUGGCAACCCUGCCAUCAUGGCAACACAACCCUGCCAUCAUGGCAACACAACCCUGCCAUCAUGGCAACACAACCCUGCCAUCAUGGCAACACGACCCUGGCACCCCUGCCAUCAUGGCAACACGACCCUGGCACCCCUGCCAUCAUGGCAACACAACCCUGCCAUCAUGGCAACACCAACUUGGGUUAAUGAGGGAGGCGCGUUUCAUCUUUUCCAAGAAAUCCCCAAAAGAGUUUAG